Molecule: messenger RNA, 2391 nt
Organism: Chelonus insularis
Lineage: Eukaryota; Metazoa; Arthropoda; Insecta; Hymenoptera; Braconidae
Gene: Tsf3
Product: transferrin-like
Exons: 12
Coding region: 178-2304 (708 amino acids)
Biological process (GO): iron ion transport
Cellular component (GO): plasma membrane; recycling endosome; early endosome
Source: RefSeq, a predicted model, not a curated record
UACUUGAUUAACAGAGACUGAUAAAGUGAAAGCAUCUGAACACAGAUCAUCCGAUUAGUCACACAAUGUUUGAUACUCGCUCUCCAACGAUCUGUUGAUCAGUCAAGUAAUGAAUGUAAUAUAAGAUAGAGUGAUGUACGUAGGUCAAAGUGUUUUGUAGUUGAUAGAAUUUAAAAAAUGUCGAUAUUGACCUUGAUUUUUCUCUAUUCAACAUGUGUUGUAUUUCCUAUUUUGAUUAGUGCUGAUACCAGUGAUAAAUUGCGAUAUUGCGUAGCCAAGAACGUACACAAGCAGCAAAGUCAUCAAUUUAAUUUUUUAAAUUUGAACAAUAAUAAUGAUUCUAUAGAAUACAUCGUGGUGAAUGAAAGGUCCAAUUGCUUGAGACAACUGAUUACAGGCAAUGCCGAUUUUGCUGUCUUUGAACCCGAAGAUCUUGUAAUUAACUAUUUAAAUUCUAAUUAUGAAUCUCCAAUUUUAAUUACUCAUGAAUUGAGGUCUUCAAAGCUAGAUAAGACACGUUUUGAAAUGAUUCUUUUGGUUACUAAAAAUAUUAAAAACUUUAACGAUCUUGAAGAGAAAAGAUUGUGUCAUCCGGGAUAUGAUUCAGAUAUUGCCGAUUGGACAAGAACAUUCGCGGAUUACUUUCAUUCCUGGAUCUUUGCAAGGCAAUGUAACAGUGAUAAAACUUUACUUGGAAAUGAUAUAUCAUCGUUAUCAAAAUAUUUUCAAGCUGCAUGCAUUGCUGGGCCGUGGACAUUUGAUGCCAAACAAGAUAGUCAAUUGAAAACAAAGUAUCGGAAUUUGUGCGCAUUAUGUGAGAAUCCAAUUGGCUGUUACUCUAGUGAUAAAUAUCAUGGGCGUGAAGGGGCACUAUUGUGUCUUACUGAUAAUGUUGGAGAUGCAGCAUGGGUUCGAUUACAAGAUGCAAUAACACAUUUUCAAGCAGAAAAAAUAAAUAAAAACCUAUAUAAUUAUUUAUGCCCGGAUGGUUCAUCAAGACCAAUGAUUGAGGGUGUACCAUGUGUUUGGAUCACUAAACCUUGGCCCGUGAUUGCAGCACGACGCGGAAUUGUUGAGAAAGUUGCUAAGAAAAUUAAAUUAUUACGCACAAGUCAAGGAUCAUGGAAAAACAAUUUUUUGGAUCAGUUAGAAAAUUAUCAUGUAAUUCCUGUAAAUACUGAUAUUAUAAAAACACCUGGAGAUUAUUUAACUCAGUACAACGGCUUCGCUAGUGCAUAUUCAAGAAGUGAAUGUAGUCCUUCUCGAACAAUAAAGUGGUGUGUAGCAUCAAAUUUAGAAGAUCGAAAAUGUCAACAGAUUCGUGAUUUAGCUUUUUCCUAUGGAAUAGUACCAAAAAUAUCUUGUUAUCAGCGUCACGGACGUGAUGCCUGCAUUGAAGCAGUUCAUAAUGGAGACUAUGACUUUUUCAUAAUUAAACCUGAAGAAAUGAUGAAAGCUGAAGAAAAAAAUUUAGUUAAACUUUUGGAGUUAAUCUCCAAAAAAUCACAAGAUUUAAAUACUUAUGGAAUAUUAGUCAAAAAUGAUUCUAAAUACCAUACUCUUGAAGAUCUUGAGGGAGCUCACGCUUGUUUUACUAAAAAACAAAGUAUUGAAUGGAAUGCAUUUAUUGUUGUCAUGAGAAAUCGAACUAAAAAUCCUAUCUGGUAUUGCUCAAAUGACAAUGCAGUUACUCAUUUUUUUCAAAGAAUUAUUUUAAAUAAUCAGAAUAAUAACAAUGACAAUAAUGAUAAUGACGACAAUGACAUUCAUAAUAACGGUUUAAAUGAAGAAUCAAUUUCUAUUGAAAAUACAUAUGAGUGUUUGACUUCUGGAAAAGGUGAUGUAGCAUUCGUCAAUUUAAAUACAAAAAAUGAUUCAUAUCGAUCACACCAUAACUUAAGAAGUAUCUGCAUUGACAAAAAGUCCAAUGACUGUAUUUUAACAUGGACUACAUUAGGAACGAUUGUAGUCAAUGCAAAUAUGACUGAAAUAAGACGAGAUGAGAUUCGUAGUAUGCUUAUGGAAUUAAAUGUAUGGUUUGGAUCAAAGUUUGCUGGCCAGGCUUCUGCUCUCUCUUUAUAUGGUCCAUUUGAUUCACAUCGAAAUGUUAUUUUUUCGGAAAAAACUCAAAGUCUACAAGAUGAUUUAAACUAUGUAAGGCUGCCACGAAGUUAUGAAAACGUACUGAAACAAAUCAGGGAUCUUAGGACUCAAAAAACUCUUUGUAAUAAAGCUAAUUCAAGUGCCAUAUCGAGAAUCAUAUUUUUUAUAAGUUACUUAAUCAUUUUCAUUAAUUUUUUGUAAAACUGUGAUACAUCUUUUAAUGCCAAAAGGUAUUUUAAUACGUGAUAUGUAAUAUAUGUUACAUCAUAAGAUAAAAAUAAUCACAUU